UAUAAGUUAUAUAUAUGUAAACAUUACAGAGCAAAGUAAAAUAAAAGCAGUAGCAGUAUCAGCAAUAACAGCAACAGCACCACCAGAGUAGAACAACGUUAUUGAAAUAUAUCAGCUGAUGAGUGACAACAGACUGAUGAUCGUUGUCCUGGGUACUUGGUUAUGGCGACAAGCAGCUCUGACGGUUCUUAUACGGCCCCAGCUGAUUUCCAAUUAUCAUCCGAACUAGAAGACGUAUCUAGCCGUCUAAGUGUUAAUUUAUUAAAGUGUCCAUUGUGCCAUUACAGUAGACGAAUAUUUUACUGUAGGCAGUGUGUUCAAAAUGGUGACUUUGUACAUUCAACUUCUGUUUACUCUGAACGGUUUGCGGAUAAACAGGUACGGUUGUUACGGCUGAAAGCUGCUAGAGCUCUGUUAGAGGACAAGUGGACCAAAAUAUUUGAAAAGCAUCGUCAGAAAGAUAAACUGGCAUGUGAUAUUAAUACAUGCAAGGAACGAGUGAGAUUACUGCAGAGUCUGAUACAUGAAACAAAGCAAAGUAUAAACAAAGGUAAUGAACGGUUAAAUAUCUUGAAAGACGCAAACUCUCAAAUAGUCCAGAGAUUACCGAGACACGAGAGCAGAGUUGAAAGAGUCCAUGAAUUUAUCGAUGACCUGAAGACUAAGCAGGAUAAACAGAGGGGAAAUGUUGAUAGGAAGCGUAAAAGAUUGAAGAAAGUCAUAAGAACAGCAGCUAGACAAUUGGUUCAAUAUAUUUUUCCACUGUGUCAGGUUGAACCCGAGCGGAGUUUUUGUAAUAGCGACGAGGAGAAUCCCAAUGCUGAUGUUGUAACAUGCGCAUUAGCUGAUGCAUCAGGUACUUCGUAUGUAAGAGGACGGUGGAUUAGCGACUCUGAAAAUAGUUUGGAGAUGCACCAUCGUAUUGUCGCUCCAACUCUCCCAGGUUCUGGUGACUAUAGUGCUUAUUCACUUUGGGUUGCAGCGAGCAAAGAUGGAACACCAGGAGCUAAUAAAGAAAACACAAUGAACAAUCCUGCGUAUAAUAUUAGCGCCGCUCUUACGUAUGCUACGCAGCUAGUCAACGUACUUGCUUACUACAUAAAUGUCCGAUUACCAUACAAACUUACAUAUGGAGAAUUUUGCGGUAAUGAAAUGUCAGACCAAAAAUUUGCUCGAAAAGUUGCUAGAUUAAAUAGCAAUAUUCUACAUCUAUGCUUCACUCAGAAUACAAAUGUCACGGUAUUACAUCCUAUGCAUACUCUGCAGAAUCUUAUGCACUUGCUCAAUACUGAAAUAAGUGAUCUUGGCAGGAUUGGCCCAAUGGAAGUAGAUCCAAGUAUAGUGGAAAAAUUACACAAUCAAUUGACUUCUGAUCUGGAGAACAGUGACGACUCUGGCUCAGACGAAGAGGAGGAUGCUUUUAAUUGGGAGUGGGAGGCUGUUCCAAAUGUUGCAUGUCCGGAAAUGCAAGUUCCUCAUCCAGGUACGAUGGCUAGCCAACAGUCAUCAAGUAUACAUGUUAAUCAGAGCGUUGCUGGGGGCUUGGUGACAAGUGCAGCUGCUAGUAUCGCAUCUAUUUGGCGAGGAUGGACUACCAAUAGAUAGAAUAAACUAAAUAAAAUAUAAUUAUUUAAAAGAAAUUAAAUAUUUCAGUGGAUAGAUUUAUUUAAUUUCUUUUUUUUUUUUUAUUUUUAAAUAUUUCGGAUUACCCAACGUUUGGAAUUAUAUUUUUUUAAGCAACUAAAUUUGACAUUCAUCAACGAAACAUAUUGAUAAAUUCGUUAAGCACAAUAGAUGUUGACAAAAAAAAAAAAAUGAAAAAAAUAAUUAUAAAUAAAUUGCAUAUAACUUGAAAGUUAUUGUUGGUAGAAUUUGAAAUCGUUGUAAUAUUUAUGACGAUUAUUUAAAUAAUUAUAAAUAAAAAAUAUGUGAUAUAUUCGAUUCUAUAGAAAUAUAAGUACAUACUCGAGUAACAAAGCAUAAUUGUCUUUCGAU
Molecule: messenger RNA, 1995 nt
Organism: Cotesia glomerata
Lineage: Eukaryota; Metazoa; Arthropoda; Insecta; Hymenoptera; Braconidae
Gene: Atg14
Product: beclin 1-associated autophagy-related key regulator
Exons: 9
Coding region: 163-1605 (480 amino acids)
Biological process (GO): cellular response to starvation; autophagosome assembly; mitophagy
Cellular component (GO): phosphatidylinositol 3-kinase complex, class III; extrinsic component of omegasome membrane; autophagosome
Source: RefSeq, a predicted model, not a curated record